UACACACACACACAUACGGCAACUCUCCACAGGAAAAACUGGAGACAGAAUGCGCAGCCCCUUCACAGCAGCUUUGGUGCGUCGUGGCGUCCAAAUGGGAUUCUGUUAGACUUUGAUAGUUGGUUAAUUACUCAUAUGAUACCACACAGAUGUCUGGGGGGCUCUAGCCGAAUAUUCGUCUCUCACUAACUCACUGACUGACUGACUGACGGGAUCCUGGGGAAGGCAGACAUUUAAGGAGCGCUGUGCUAAAUAACCCUAAUCAGGCUCUUAUCACCUCAUCUGGAAAUCAAAGAGCUGCCAGUGUUCUGCGAUGGCCAUUACGACGCUACAAUUGUUUCUGCUAAUGGCCGUUCUGGCCACUGGUGGACUAUGUCAGAUAAAUGGCACAGAGGAAGCCCGGGACGCUUUAUUUCCAAACUCUACUACCUCCAAAACCAACGUACACAAGGGUUUCCAGCCCCCCACAAAAAAAGACACUUCGGCUUUCAAUAAUAAUCAUCCACCCUGUAAGGAUCCCACUUCCAUCAAGCUUUAUUUUAAGUAUAUCAACACAAUCAUUUCCUGUAUCGUGUUUGUGGUGGGAAUGGUGGGUAAUGCCACUUUAUUGAGGAUUAUUUACCAGAAUAAGUGUAUGAGGAACGGACCCAAUGCCCUCAUCGCCAGUCUGGCUCUUGGAGACCUCAUUUACAUCACUAUAGACAUCCCUAUAAAUGUCUACAAGCUGCUGGUCACAAAGUGGCCAUUUGAUGACAGCUCCUUUGGACUCUUCCUGUGCAAACUGGUGCCGUUCCUCCAGAAAGCGUCUGUUGGGAUUACAGUGCUCAAUCUAUGUGCUUUGAGUGUGGACAGGUACAGGGCUGUAGCCUCCUGGAGCAGAGUGCAGGGUGUCGGCAUUCCUCUUUUAACUGCCAUCGAGAUCUUCUCAAUCUGGGUGCUGUCCAUUUUUUUGGCAGUACCUGAGGCUAUGGUCUUCAACAUGAUCACCUUCACCUACAAAAACCAAACCAUCCACACCUGCAUGCUCAAGCCUGAAACUGACUUCAUGACGUUCUAUGUGUAUUGGAAAGACUGGUGGUUAUUUGGCUUCUACUUCUGUGUGCCUCUGGCCUGCACGGCUGUUUUCUACACGCUCAUGACCUGUGAAAUGCUGCACCACAGAAACGGAAGCCUUCGGAUCGCCCUCAGUGAACACCUUAAACAGCGGCGUGAAGUGGCUAAAGCCGUCUUCUGUUUGGUGCUGAUCUUUGCUCUCUGCUGGUUCCCUCUGCAUCUCAGCAGACUGCUGAAGAAAAUGGUUUACGUUCCAAACGAUGAAAGACGUUGUGACCUGCUCAACUUCCUGUUGAUCAUGGAUUAUUUUGGUAUCAACUUGGCGACUGUGAACUCCUGCAUUAACCCCAUCAUCCUCUACUUUGUCAGCAAGAAGUUCAAGAAUUGCUUCAAGUCCUGCUUAUGCUGCUGGUGUUACUCUAAGAACCAGGUGUCCAGCUCAGGUCCAGUGAACGGCACUAGCAUUCAGUGCAAAAACCAUGAGCCCGGCAACCUCAACACCGACAGAAGCAUCCGGAAAUACAGCGACUAAGAAGUAUAUUUUAAAAAUAUGCCUUACAAAACAUUUGUACAAACAUUUAUAUAAGACUAAAAGGCCUUGUGCUCGGCGCAUCAAGCUGUUUAUAUAUAUA
Messenger RNA from Danio aesculapii, 1685 nucleotides. It is a transcript of the gene ednraa, whose product is annotated as endothelin receptor type Aa. Gene Ontology annotation, biological process: G protein-coupled receptor signaling pathway; regulation of blood pressure; enteric nervous system development. Gene Ontology annotation, molecular function: endothelin receptor activity. The record is from RefSeq and is a predicted model, not a curated record. Lineage: Eukaryota; Metazoa; Chordata; Actinopteri; Cypriniformes; Danionidae. Gene Ontology annotation, cellular component: membrane. The transcript has 8 exons. The coding region runs from base 314 to 1585 and encodes 423 amino acids.